AUUUGUGUUUAAAUUAUAUGUGAAAAAUAGAAGUACGAAAGUAGAACAAAGAAUCCUCCCUAGCACAAGGGCCUCGUUCUGAUUUUACAAGUUAUCAACAACAAUGAGGUAUCCACCGCGUAUGCAUGGCCCAAACUACCCACGCGAAUGUUGUACAGGCCAGGCAGUGAUAAUCCUGUGGCUUUGGUAGUCUUGGACAAUCACGAACAGCUCCAUGCAAAAUCGACUUUCGUGAAACAUCGCAACAAGAGAGCUGUUUAGAGCACCAAAACAGCGGCAAGCCUAUGGCUGUGCAUACUGUGGCAUCUUGUCAAGCAGUCGUGACUCUGAAACCAUGCCAGGCAAAACUGCACCAGUGAACCCCAAGCUUGCUCAAGUGCCAACUGUGCAGAUAGAUGCUAGUGGAACCUUUAAAUAUAUUCUCUGCAAGAUAUACGAGGGCAACAACACCAGUGAUUACAAAUAUAUUGUGCGGGGCACAGCAGAUGCAAACUUUCAUGCUGAUAUGUAUGACUAUCUGGAUGCAAACCUGGAAGCUGAAGGCAUAAGCUGUGAAUGUGUGGGAGGUGGAAAAAUUACACAUGAUCCUGAAAAUAAGUCCAUCACAAUAUUUGGAAAAUCCCAGGCUUAUGGCCCUGCAAACCAUGCAACAACAGCAGGUCUGUUGGAAGAGCAUUUUCCAGACUACACAAGUAUCACCUGGUCAGAUUAGGAUUUGCUUAAUGGGAAGCAAUCCAAAAGCUUUCACAAUUUUUAUUUCCCUUACCAUGUUUGCUAGGUCCUACUUGCACCAAAGUUUUGCAGAUUGUGGUAUGUGCUAUUCUUUUAAUUUUUAAAUUUUUUUAAUUUAAACCAUUUAUUUGUCAACAUAUAAAAGCUCAUUAUUUUUAUUAUAGAAAAUGUUAAACCCUGGUUGAUAGCUUAUUUUCAGGGGAAAUUUGAAAUACAAUGGACUUUCAUCAUUUUUGGCCCACCAUAUUCUGAAGUGAUAUAUAAUGGUAUUAUUUUGUUUAUUUUAGUCUGUGGAUCAAUAUUUGUAAAAGGAAGGAGUUUAGGAGCUUUUUAAACAAUUCAGAAUACUUGUAAGCAUAUUUUAAGCCAGUUAUGAUUGUGUCUUAGAUUACAAAUUUAGUAAUAACCUAAUAAUAGGAAACUGGAGAAAGACCAAAAACAGUGCAACUGAAAGAAAAAAAUUGAAUUUACUUUUUCCACAUUAUUUAGUUUCAGCUGUCUAGCAAAUUAUGCAAGUGCAGAAGAUCUCAUAGGAAUAAUUAAUUUCAUAUGUGCAUUCAUUAGAACUUAAAUAUACUGUAAAUGUUUCUAUUUGGUGUUAUUUUACACUCAGAUCAGGAAUAACACUGGGUGGGCUGCUGAGAGAGGAUUCCUUCAGGUUGAUAUGGAUCAGUGAAGCACAUCUUUUUAACAUAAAUCUUUUCAUUCUUCCAAAUGCUUCUAGAAGUGAGCAGUUCCAUGAUUUUAUUUUAGAUGAUUUGUUUUACAGGUAAUUGCAGUUGCCUUGUUGAAAGUUGUGAAAACUAUAGUCAUAACUACAGAAAGCUCUCCACUAACGUCUUGUAAUUUUAAUACUUCUUAAGGCAUUAGUGUCAUGUGUUUGAUGCAGCUUUGCAAGUAACAAAUUGUACAACUUGUACAUUAACUUAAAAGCUUUAAAUUGUCAGUAAAAUUUAGCUGUUCUCGUGUAAACAAGAAUAAAAUGUUCUCCUUGUUGAUUUUUUCGUUCUUGCAUCCACUAAGCUCAUUCUGCAUGCCAAAGAAGGAAAGAGUGAAAAAUAAGGAUGAAGGAUGGGGAGAGAGGAAUAAAGUUCUUGAAGACUUUUAACAUGAUUUUUUGCCAAUGAUACCAGUAACUUUGGAGCCAUAAUAUAAUGGAAAAUGCCUUCAGAGAGUUUGUCUUUUGAUGUCGUUGCUCAUUUUCCUUGUUAUCGCUAUCACUAGUGCUUGGACACCAUUGUGAAGACCUCGCAAAACUAAACAGCUUGCUUCUGGUGUUGCUGUGUUGGUUAGGAACAUGCUACAAAAUCAAGUAAUAUAUUAUGCUUUUCUUUGUAUACUUAAAAAAUAUUAUUAAAGAUGAUUGCAAGAUUGAGGACAUAAAAAUGUAUUUGUGCAAUUGUACAUUUAUUUAUAUUAGAUGACAGAUUAUAUGAGCAUGAGUACAAUGUAAUAAACACUGAAGGCUGUUCUAGAAACAAAGUGUGAUUUUGAAGGACACUGGCAAAGACUUCUGAGAAAGAAAAUAUGACUGCCAUAAUAUAAUUGUAACGUGUUUUAAUACACAUAAAUUUGUUGACCUAAAAUGUGUACUUAAUUUGGAAAGCAAAAAAUCAUUGAGGGCAAAUGAAAGUACUCCCUCCUUUUUGAUGUCAAGUUUGCCUUGAAAACUUCAAAUAUUUUAAAAGGAUGUGUUCUGUUUACAGAGUGUGUCAGGCACCUAGGUGUGUCAUACGUUUUGGUUUCCUUAAAGAUAAAAAGGUGUAGAAUUCAUUAAUGAUGUUUCGCGAAAUUGAUGUUGAGAAAUUGAUUAAGUUUUGUUGUUUCUUAUCUUAGAUUAAAGCUAUGUUAGUUUUGUUCAGAUCAAAACAUCUGUGAAAGAUAACUUUCAUUCAGAAAACGGAAGUUGAUAAAAAAAAAAAGGUGAUGCCAUUAUUUUAUAUCUGAUUUUUGCAGUGUAUCACAUUUGUUAACAUAUUCUGCUGUGGUGUUAUUAAUUCGCUACUGGCAUGAGUUUUUAAAAAAAGGUUGAAGGAUACGUUAUGUGUCUAGAUUUGUAAUGUUAGAGCAAAUUUAUCAAACUACAAUUUUUGGAUUUAUUUUUUACUGCCCACUAUGGCUUUACAAACUUGAUGGUGCUGUUAACUUAUCUUUUAGCAGCAUUGAUAGCGGAAAAACUUUAAAAAAUAUUUGCUGCUAGCCAAAAAAUAUCUAUGAGCCAUCUACUGUGCAGAUAAUUAUAUUUCUCAUAUUCAGAUGUUUUUUUCCUUCGACUUUUCAUAUUUGCUCCAAUGACUGUUACUGAUGAAAGUAAUUGCUUUUAUUUAUUUUAUUUUUUUGAGAGAGAACUAAACUGAAAAUAUUUCGAUAUUUUGGGAGUACUUUUCAUGUACUGACAGCAUUAAUCCUGGUUUAACGUUUGCAAUGCAAUUGUGAUCUCUUGGUGAUUCGAGACAUUGACGCAGUCGUUGCUUUAAAGAAGAAUUAUAACGAUUUUUGACGAGGA
Pomacea canaliculata is the source of this 3238-nucleotide messenger RNA. RefSeq names its product 14 kDa phosphohistidine phosphatase-like. Gene Ontology annotation, molecular function: protein histidine phosphatase activity. Gene Ontology annotation, biological process: peptidyl-histidine dephosphorylation. Gene Ontology annotation, cellular component: cytosol. The transcript is spliced from 4 exons. The coding region runs from base 335 to 712 and encodes 125 amino acids. The record is from RefSeq and is a predicted model, not a curated record. Lineage: Eukaryota; Metazoa; Mollusca; Gastropoda; Architaenioglossa; Ampullariidae.